Molecule: messenger RNA, 981 nt
Organism: Pleurotus ostreatus (oyster mushroom)
Lineage: Eukaryota; Fungi; Basidiomycota; Agaricomycetes; Agaricales; Pleurotaceae
Product: sedoheptulose-7-phosphate:D-glyceraldehyde-3- phosphate transaldolase
Exons: 8
Coding region: 1-981 (326 amino acids)
Biological process (GO): pentose-phosphate shunt; carbohydrate metabolic process; pentose-phosphate shunt, non-oxidative branch
Cellular component (GO): cytoplasm; intracellular anatomical structure
Molecular function (GO): transaldolase activity
Source: RefSeq, a predicted model, not a curated record
AUGAGUACCUCCCUCGACUAUCUCAAGCAGACUGGCACCGUCGUUGUCUCCGACUCCGGCGACUUCGAGUCCAUCGAUGCGUACAAACCUCAGGAUGCUACUACGAACCCCUCGUUGAUCCUGGCAGCUGCCAACAAGCCUGGAUACGCCCGUCUUAUUGAUGCUGCGAUAAAGCACGGUAAGGACAAGGGCGGGUCGCUCGAGGACCAGGUCAACGCUGCUACAGACAGACUGCUUGUUGAGUUCGGCAAAGAGAUAUUGGCCAUCAUUCCUGGCCGUGUAUCGACGGAAGUCGAUGCGCGCCUGUCAUUUGACAAGGAAGGUACAAAGGCAAAAGCCAAAGAACUCAUCGCUUUGUAUGAAUCAGUGGGUAUCAAGAAGGAGCGUAUCCUCAUCAAGAUUGCUUCUACCUGGGAGGGUAUCCAAGCAGCGAGGGAGCUUGAGCGCGACGAUGGUAUUCACUGCAACCUGACACUGCUCUUCGGCUUCGCGCAAGCAGUCGCUUGUGCCGAGGCUGGUGUUACUCUUAUCUCCCCCUUCGUCGGACGCAUCCUCGAUUGGUACAAGAAGAAGACUGGAAAGACUUACGAGGGUGAUGAAGAUCCCGGCGUCCAAUCCGUCAAGCGCAUCUUCAACUAUUACAAGCAACACGGCUACAACACGAUUGUUAUGGGUGCGAGUUUCCGUAACAUCGGAGAGAUCAAAGCUCUCGCUGGUGUUGAUUUCUUGACGAUCGCUCCUGCUCUCUUGGAGGAGCUUAAGAAAUCCGGCGACCAAGUUCCUAAGAAGCUUGAUUCUUCCGCAGCUGCGCAAGCCGACCCGAUUGCCAAAGUCACCUACAUCGACAACGAACCCGAAUUCCGAUGGGCCCUUCUUCAGGACGAGAUGGCUUGGGAUAAGCUGCAUGAGGGUAUCAAGAAGUUUGCAGAGGAUGGCCAGACUCUUAAGGACCUCUUGAAGAAGAAGUUGAGUUCGGCCUAA